AUGAAGCUGACACAUAUUUGUCUUGAUUGUGUUUCUUUCUUGCAGAGUAUUGCUGAAGUAUUUAGAUGUUUCAUUUGUAUGGAAAAAUUGCGUGAUGCACGCCUGUGUCCACAUUGCUCCAAGCUAUGUUGUUUCAGUUGUAUUCGGCGUUGGCUGACGGAACAAAGAGCUCAGUGCCCACAUUGUCGAGCUCCACUUCAGUUGCGAGAACUUGUCAAUUGUCGUUGGGCAGAGGAGGUGACCCAACAACUUGACACGCUCCAGUUAUGUAAUCUGAGCAAGCAUGAAGAAAACGAAAAAGACAAGUAUGUAGAUUUAAAUGGCCGGUUGACUGAUGGGUUUGUAAUGUAUUGCCCCUAA
This is a messenger RNA of Protobothrops mucrosquamatus (brown spotted pit viper), 360 nucleotides long. RefSeq names its product E3 ubiquitin-protein ligase TRIM37-like. Gene Ontology annotation, biological process: negative regulation of centriole replication; protein autoubiquitination. Gene Ontology annotation, molecular function: ubiquitin protein ligase binding; tumor necrosis factor receptor binding; ubiquitin protein ligase activity. The record is from RefSeq and is a predicted model, not a curated record. NCBI's taxonomy places the organism in Eukaryota, Metazoa, Chordata, Lepidosauria, Squamata, Viperidae. The transcript has 3 exons. Gene Ontology annotation, cellular component: peroxisome; aggresome. Bases 1 to 360 code for a protein of 119 amino acids.